GUGCAGCUGUAUUUCCUCAACAGUCAAGUUGUCACUUCGCCGAUUGUGAACUUUAAAACGAUGGCUGGGACUGUUAAAAAAGUGUUUAAGCUAGACUGCCAAGUCCAAAACUAUGCCUGGGGUAAAGAGUGAUGUUGCUAGAUUAGUACAUGCUGCCAAUCAGAGUUUUACCAUUGAAGACACGCAAAAUUAUGCUGAGCUUUGGAUGGGUACUCAUCAAAAGGGCCCAUCUGUAAUAGCAGGCACAGGAACAAGUCUUCAGGAUUGGAUCAGGGAGCAUCCAGAGAGCUUAGGUGCUGGUGUAGCAAAGAAGUUUGGUGGAGAAUUGCCCUUUCUCCUCAAAGUGCUAUCCGUAAACAUUUCUUUAUCAAUACAAGCUCACCCAAGUAAGGAACAUGCAGAGGAGCUGCAUAAGAAUGAUCCAAAGAACUACCCAGAUGCUAACCACAAACCUGAGAUGGCCAUUGCGUUAACACCAUUUGAAGGCAUGUGUGGUUUUCGACCUGCCAGCGAAAUUGCAAAGAAUUUUAAAGAUAUCAGUGAACUGGCGGUUGUAAGUGGUAGUGACAAUGUUGCAAGAUUUUUGGAGGCAAUUAAGCUAGGGAAGGAUGCUGCAAAUCAGUUGAAAAUCUGCUUCACGGCGUUGAUGAACUGCCCAAAAAUCAUGGUCGAAGAACAACUCCGAUUGCUGAGAGGCAGACUAGAUGUGGGGGAUGGUUCUAGAGAGCCACUAACGGACCUCUUUCUGCGGAUCUACAAACAGUUUCCUGGCGAUGUCGGAUGCUUUGUCAUCUAUUAUCUAAACCAUAUGCAACUGCAGCCUGGUGAAGCUAUGUUCCUUGGGCCUAAUGUACCACACGCAUACCUAUAUGGAGACUGCAUGGAGUGCAUGGCAUGUUCUGACAACACUAUUAGGGCUGGUCUGACUCCAAAGUUUAUUGAUGUCACUACUCUUUGUGAUAUGUUGGAUUAUCAGUGUAAAAGCAUAGAAGAUAACAAGUUUCAUUGUGUGAGGCACAGUGUUGAUCCAUAUGUGGAAGAAUACAACCCCCCAGUGCCGGAUUUCGCUGUAGCUAAAAUCGAAUUGCCGUCUGAUGUAAGAGAGUACCAGCUUGAGGCACGCGGCAGUGCAAGCAUUGUCCUUACAAUCCACGGCAGUGCUGAUGCAAGCAAUCCUACCCUGCGAGAUGAGAGCAUACAGAUCAUGAGAGGGACAGUGAUUUUUGUCUCGGCAGGUGAAACUGUAAGCCUGAAGAUCAAGUCUGAUGGCAUUCUGAUGUUCCGGGCACUUUCCCCAAUAUAAUAUAUUUGUAUUAAUAUAGUAAAAUGAAUAUUUAGUAAAAUAUAGAAGAGCUAUUCCUAGAGUUCAUAUUGAUAGCCUAUCUUAUACUUAUACACCUACACUGACCCAUAGUGCACUAAUUAUCAUAGUAGUAUUUUUGUUAUUAUUAUUAUUAUUAUUACUAGCUGGAACCCGCGCUAAGCGCGGGCUUAGUGACUGUGAUGCAUGUGGUA
This is a messenger RNA of Priapulus caudatus, 1515 nucleotides long. Its product is annotated as mannose-6-phosphate isomerase-like. The record is from RefSeq and is a predicted model, not a curated record. Lineage: Eukaryota; Metazoa; Priapulida; Priapulimorpha; Priapulimorphida; Priapulidae. The transcript is spliced from 10 exons. The coding region runs from base 113 to 1303 and encodes 396 amino acids. Gene Ontology annotation, cellular component: cytosol. Gene Ontology annotation, biological process: GDP-mannose biosynthetic process; carbohydrate metabolic process. Gene Ontology annotation, molecular function: zinc ion binding; mannose-6-phosphate isomerase activity.